Nipponia nippon (crested ibis) is the source of this 813-nucleotide messenger RNA. The record is from RefSeq and is a predicted model, not a curated record. NCBI's taxonomy places the organism in Eukaryota, Metazoa, Chordata, Aves, Pelecaniformes, Threskiornithidae.
AUGGUCACGGCUGGGCUGUUCAUCCUCACCCUGGGAGGCUCCAUCCUGCUCCCAGCACUGGCCCCAGCAGUGACCCAGGGGAGCCGGAUCAUCGGAGGAAAGGUGGUGGCACCCCACUCCCGGCCCUUCAUCGCCUCCAUCCAGAUGGACGGGCAGCACGUCUGCGGGGGCUUCCUGGUGUGGCCCAAGUGGGUGAUGACAGCAGCCCACUGCCUCAUUCCCAGGACAUGGCGCGGCCCCCUUCAAACAGAUCCCAUCCCAGGGGGCUACACGCUGAACAGAUCGGCCACGCUGAACAAGUACGUGAAGCGGAUCCGCCUGCCCUCGCCGUACAUUGACCUGAAGCCCGGCACCGUCUGCUACGUGAUGGGCUGGGGGGACAUCUCCAACUACAGCGACCGGCCCACCGAGCUGAUGGAGACCGUCACCACCAUCGUCAAGCGGGGCAUCUGCCGAACGCUGUGGAGGGGCAAGGUCUCGGCCAACAUGCUGUGCGGGGCCAGCCGCAACACCACGCUGCAGGGCGUGUGCGCGGGCGACUCCGGGGGACCCCUGACCUUCAAGGGAAAGGUUUAUGGCAUCGUCUCAUUCUCUGGGGAGAGAUGUGGGGACCGCCGGUACCCUGACAUCUACACCAAGAUCUCCAACUACAUCGACUGGAGAGCAGCCUCGGCCGGGCUGGAAAAAACCCACCACCAAGUUGAAGCAGAUGCAAACUGGGAGCGGGGCCGAGCUCCUCACCUGCUGCCGGGGGCUCUCCCACCCCAGGUGCCCCUGCGUCCCUCUGCCCACGCCUGCCUCAACCCCCGGUGA